This is a messenger RNA of Bicyclus anynana (squinting bush brown), 1169 nucleotides long. RefSeq names its product corepressor interacting with RBPJ 1. Bases 126 to 860 code for a protein of 244 amino acids. The transcript has 5 exons. Gene Ontology annotation, molecular function: transcription corepressor activity. NCBI's taxonomy places the organism in Eukaryota, Metazoa, Arthropoda, Insecta, Lepidoptera, Nymphalidae. Gene Ontology annotation, cellular component: nucleus. The record is from RefSeq and is a predicted model, not a curated record. Gene Ontology annotation, biological process: negative regulation of DNA-templated transcription.
AUCAAAUGUCAUUUUUUACGAGAUAAAGCUACGUGAAUUUACAUUACAACAACGCAACAAAUUAAUAAAUAGUUCAUUUUAUUAUUAUUAACCUUUGUAAUAAGUAAAUAGUUACAACUAUCAAGAUGGGGAAAGGUUUUAAUAAUUAUAUGUGCAAGAAAUUUUUUCAUCCCGCCUCUAGAGAUAACUUGAAAAGGGUGUGGAUGGCUGAACAAAAAUCGGAUGCAUACAAAAAAAAGCAGGAAGAAUUGAGAGUGCAGUAUGAGAAAGAACAGGAACUACAUGAAAAUAAGGCACUAUUGAGCAAAGAUAGUAAAGAUAAAUUGAGCUUGAACUUUAUGUACGAACCUCCACCAGGUGUGAAAAAAGAGAGGGAACGUGAGGACAAUGAACCAGAAUAUAAAUUUGAAUGGCAGAGAAAGUACAAUGCUCCCAGAGAGAGUUAUUGCAAAGGAGACAAUGAGAUCAGGGAUCAGCCUUUUGGAAUUUUGGUCAGAAAUGUUAGAUGUAUCAAAUGUCAUAAAUGGGGUCACAUUAAUACUGAUAAGGAAUGUUCAAUGUACUCGCUAUCAAUGAGCGAGGCAAGAGCUUUACAGGCAUCUGCGACUGCACCUGAAGAUGAAGAAGAAAAACCUGAUGUUCCAACUUUGAUGCAACAUAUGAGAGAUUCUGGACUAGUAAUGAAGCCUGGUGCUAUGCCACUAGCCGCUAGUAAAAUUGUUGACAAUGAUACAUCCCUCACGGAGACCGACCUCAUCAGUCAGUUGACAAAGAAGCAGAAAAAGAAACUUCUAAAAAAAUUGGAGAAGUUGGAAAAGAAGAAAGAGAAAAAACAUAAGCACAGUUCAACAAAGCAUUAAUAUUUAACAAUAGUGAGACAUAAGACAAUUUGCAGAAUUAGUUCUCACUAAAUUAUUUUAAAUACUUAAUUAUUCAAGGUUUUUUAUUAUUAAACACUUCGUAGCUAUAUAAGCCGUAACAAUCAAGUUUGUAAUUAUUAGUUUUGAAAUGUAAUUAUUUCAUAUAACCUAUAAAAUUGAAAAUUAAAUGAAAUAAAUGAACUAUUUCAAAGCUGAAUAAUUAAGAGCUGUCUAUUAAAAGCACUUAUUUCUUUUUGUGUAUUUAUCAAUCUUUAAUUAUAACUAACAAUAUAAUUUACAAAAGCAUAA